AUGUCUUCUUCUUCAUCUACUUCAGGAGUGAGCAACAUAAGACGCAAUGGUGUUGACGGAGGGAAAGGGAUCCCUAGAAAGUGUCGAUGUGGACAAGUAACGGUGCUUAGGACUUCAGAAUCCGUGCCCAAUCCGGGUAGACUUUACUAUAUAUGUCCAUUUCGUUCCAAAGAGGAUAAGAACCAUUUGUUCAAAUGGACCGACAUUUCAAUGGUUGAAGAGAUGGAAGAGGUUGAAAGGGUGAUUCAGAAGAUCGAAGAGGAGUUUUUUAACUUAGCAAUGGAAACGAGAACAUGUGAAGCUGUAGUAAAUCGGUAUGGAGAUGAAAUUAAGGCAAUGAAAACACUUGCAGAAGGAUGCAAAAAAGAGGUAGAGGAGCUAAAGGCAGUUGUCAAACGUCGUGAGGAAGAUAUAGAGAAGGUAAAAUCUGGCAUGAGUUGCUGCAAAAGCGUGACUAUUUGCGUUUUGGGAGUGGUCUUAUCCUUCUAUUUCAUGUCAGCCUAG
This is a messenger RNA of Microthlaspi erraticum, 504 nucleotides long. The record is from the annotation of a GenBank genome assembly. Lineage: Eukaryota; Viridiplantae; Streptophyta; Magnoliopsida; Brassicales; Brassicaceae.